CGCCUUAGCUCCACGCGUUCAGCCUUCAGCACCUUUUCAUCUUGCAUAUAACACUGUUACCGAUUAUUCUAGCGUGUCGCAAUCAACCGAGCCGACCGCAAUUGUCACUUGAUAUUUCAUUUUCUUUUUUAUUCUUUUUACUCUAUGGAAAGACGAUAAACAAUUAAGGCACAUUUACCAUCAUGCCAACAUUACUAGACUUGGGAAUCCUGGUGGAGGCCGAGGCAUUCGAUGACUUCGGCGGCUGGGUUCUCGACUCGCAAUUUGAGCUACAGAUGGGAUCCCCUUACCUCCUAGCCCACGGGAAUGGGCGGCCGGUCGCAGACGCCACAACCACCAUCUCCAUUCCGGACGGGGGCGAGUAUAAUGUCUGGGUUCGCACCAAGGACUGGGUCCCCUCGUACCAUCCGGGGAGGUUUAACCUCUUGGUGAACGGAAUUGCUCUUGACACAGAGUUCGGAGCCAACGACCGAGACUGGAACUGGCAGCCUGGAGGCAGCGUAACCCUAGCCACAGGCGCGACGAAGCUAGCGCUGCACGAUCUUACUGGGUUCUGUGGACGCUGUGAUGCCAUCUUCUUGAGCCGUGACGACAAAGCGCCCCCCGAGAAAGUGGACUCGGUAGAACGCGCAUGGCGGCGGCGCCUUCGUGGAAUACCGAGCGAACCGGAAAACGCAGGCAUAUUCGAUGUCGUCGUAGUAGGCGGCGGCGUGCCUGGGAUCGCUGCUGCCCUGACCGCAGCGAGACUUGGGGACCGCGUGGCUCUUGUCCAGGACCGCCCUUAUCUAGGCGGCAACGCCAGUGUAGAGAUCGGAUUGAGACCCCGCGGUGUGACCGGUCCGUUGGUUGAUGAGAUUUCAAAGCGUACCACCGACGGCGACCUCUACGCGAAGCAGCUGCUAGACCGGGAACCAAAUGCGACAGUCUUUCUGGAGCAUACCGUCUAUAGUACAGUCACCGCCGGUUCUUCCAUUGUGUCGGUAAAUGCCCGCCAUGCCCGCAGUGGACGAGAGAUCUCUCUCUCGGCACCAAUAUUCAUCGACUGCUCGGGCAAGGCCAUCCUUGGGCUCUACUCCGGCGCCGAGACGCUUUUCGGCCAGGAGUCGAAGGCCGAGUACAGAGAAAGCCUCGCCCCUGCGCAAGGGGAUAAUUCACAUCACGGAAACACGGUCUUUUUCCGCACUCGCAUGGCGGACUCGCCUGUUGCCUUCCCGUCCGUUCCAUGGGCUACCAAGGUAGCAAAGGAUUUCUCCAAUCUAGGGGGUCAACUGGAGAAGCCCGGCGUGGAAAACGCACCUGGCCCUCUCGUCGUCUCUCCCAGGCAGACCCCCGAUUCGGCAGUCCAGCCGCGAAUGAAAAUGCCACUCACUCACUUUUGGGAGUAUGGCCAGUCGCUUGAUCCCUAUACCCAGGCCGAGCAGAUUCGCGAUUACCUACUCCGUGCCAUUUACGGUACAUUCUCCAAUGUUAAGACAAUGGAACCGCAGACCUAUGCAAAUCUCGAGUUCGACUGGGUAGCAUAUGUCGCGGCACAGGGCGAGUUCCGUCGAUAUAAGGGCGACUAUAUUCUCACUGAAACGGAUAUUCGCGACCACAAAGCAUUUCCUGAUGCCGUGGUACAGAAUGGAGGAGCAUUCUGCCUACACUAUCCAGGCAAUGAAACUUAUGAUUUUCGACUCAAGUACUGGGAGUGGGACGAACGGGACGGGAAACCUUAUGACAUCCCGUUCCGCUGUCUCUAUUCUACCAACAUCUCGAAUCUGAUGAUGGCGGGGAAACAUAUAAGCGUCACACACAUCGCAGGCUCCAAUACCAAGUUUAUGGGCAACGGAGCACAGCACGCAAUUGCCACUGCCGCAGCGGCUCACCUGUGUAAAAAGUACAAGACGACACCCCAGGACGUCUGUGCGAAGCACAUGGCAGAGCUUCGGACCAUCUCGACAGCUGUAUCUGAGGCGAAGAUUGGUCGUUCACAUCUCAAGGCAAACUUGUAAUAACUAGAGCUACGGAAUUUCCUCUCGUCGCAUGGGUCCCGGGAUAGGGCAGUCUGGCUGGUGCAUAUUAACUUCUAAUCCACCGGAAUGAAAUCCACCCUCUUUCAA
Molecule: messenger RNA, 2102 nt
Organism: Durotheca rogersii
Lineage: Eukaryota; Fungi; Ascomycota; Sordariomycetes; Xylariales; Xylariaceae
Product: FAD dependent oxidoreductase-domain-containing protein
Exons: 1
Coding region: 183-1994 (603 amino acids)
Source: RefSeq, a predicted model, not a curated record